AUGACGGCGGCGACGCAGGCGACAGGCGCCGCAGCCGCAGCUGCAGCUCCCCUCCGCUCCCUCUUUGUCCACACCCACGACGUCUCGCGCUCCCUCAAGCCCUCGUCGGACGGCGAGCUGGCCCACGCCCUUCACCAGACGCUCCACUUUGCCCUCGACGGCCACCACGACGACUGGGGCCUCCACACCGUCGGCCACAGCGGCGGCUGCGACCCGCUCGCAACCAUGCCGUCCACCUCUGACUCAACCUACACAAACGACCGCACUCAGGCAUCGCAGUCGCAGUCGCAGUCUCAGUCCCAGUCCCAGUCCCUGCCGUCGGCGCCAGCCUCAACGUCAGCGGCAGCCGCUUCGACCUCGACCUCGACCGACGACGCUGCUGCUGCCACAGCAAACGGCCAUCUGCGCGCACGACCCGGCUUCUUCCCCACCUCGGACCCGGAACGACCCUUUGUCUCGUACCUGUGGGACCAGCGCACCUCGACGCUGACGCUGCCCAACCCGUCGACCAUCAACAACCCCGUCGCCGACCCGUGCAGCCCGGACCUGCGCAGCGCCUACGAGAUCACGGGCAAGUUUUUCUACCUCUCGGAAAACACCGAGGCCGGCGGCGACCGCUUCCCGCCAGAGUGGAUCGACGACGCCUUUGGCCGCCUCACAAAGACGACGGGCCUCAUCACGCUCGAUACCUUUAUCGUCGCCUUCCCCACCCUCGACCUCGACGGCUUGCGCGCACGGGCGCUGCAGCGCACCCACUCUCGCCCCGACCAGCCCAACGGCGGCGGUCGCGCCCCACCCUGUGGCACUGGCGCCGGCGCCGGCGGCUGCGGAGGUCAGGAUAUCAACGGUACCCUCUCGAACGGCAGCGGCGAAGCGUCAGAGGAGCAGAGGCAGGCGCUCGGCGAGGUGGCCAAGGUGUGGCACUCGAUCUCGACCAAUCCGCAGUUCCUCUCGCUGGGCCUGUCGGACUUUUCGCAGCCCAGCCUCAGCCACCUCUUUAGCAUCCUCGACCCACCGCUGCAGCCGCUGCCGCCCUCUCAACAGCAGCGACCGCAGCCGCCACCUGGCGCAGCGAUCCCUUCGACGACGACGACGACGACGACGAACAAGGCGAACGGUGCCGAUGCGACGACGGCGGCGGCGGCGGGAGGCGCCGCUGCGCCGCCGAUGCAGCCGACGCUGUCCAAGGACCAGGCGACGGUGCUGGCGCCGUACAGCAUCCCGUGUGCCUCGCGGAGACCGAGGGUGGUGACGAUCAACGUCAAGACGGAUCCGUGCGGCUUCGACCGCUCGCUCAGCGCGUGGUGCGAGCAGGAGGGUAUGCUCCUCAUUGCGCACAGCGACCGACGAGACCCACUACCGGCGCGGACGCUGCCGACGCUACUCAACGAGUUCCACGACGAGCUGCCACACCCGCUGCCGCAUCGCGGCGCGACGCUCCGGCCCAAGUGGGUGCUCAAGUACACGACGCUGAUCCGCGACCGCGGCGUGCUCGCCGAUAAAGGGUACAUCCUCUUUGCUACUGUCGACUGA
Pseudozyma flocculosa PF-1 is the source of this 1533-nucleotide messenger RNA. RefSeq lists its product as uncharacterized. The record is from RefSeq and is a predicted model, not a curated record. The coding region runs from base 1 to 1533 and encodes 510 amino acids. NCBI's taxonomy places the organism in Eukaryota, Fungi, Basidiomycota, Ustilaginomycetes, Ustilaginales, Ustilaginaceae. Gene Ontology annotation, cellular component: glutamate-cysteine ligase complex. Gene Ontology annotation, molecular function: glutamate-cysteine ligase catalytic subunit binding; enzyme regulator activity. The transcript is spliced from 3 exons. Gene Ontology annotation, biological process: glutathione biosynthetic process.